UAAAGAGUACCCGGUUGUUCCCAGGAGCACAGUGAGACAAAAAGUGUCCUCGAAUCACAGCCCCUUCAGUGGCGAGACCAGGGUCCUUUCUGCCUCUUCCAACCUGGGCUCCCAGUACCAGUGCGAGAAUGGGGUGUCGAGCACCUCCCAGGACCUGCUACCGCCUGCCAACCCCUACCCGAUCUCCCAGGAGCACAGCCAGAUCUACCACUGCACCAAGAGAAAAGAUGAGGAAUGUUCCACCACCGAGCAUCCUUACAAGAAGCCCUACAUGGAAACCUCUCCAGCAGAAGAGGACCCUUUCUACAGGUCCAGUUAUCCCCAGCAGCAGGGACUGAACACCUCAUACAGGACUGAAUCAGCCCAGCGCCAAGCAUGUAUGUAUGCCAGCUCCGCUCCCCCCACGGACCCCGUGCCCAGCCUGGAAGACAUCAGCUGUAACACGUGGCCGAGCGUGCCGUCCUACAGCAGUUGCACAGUGUCUGCCACAGACAGGUUACCCUACCAACAUUUCUCUGCCCACUUCACCUCGGGGCCGCUCAUGCCCCGGCUCAGCAGUGUGGCCAACCAUACCUCCCCUCAACUAGGCGAUACCCAUAGCAUGUUCCAGCACCAAACUUCGGUUUCUCACCAACCCAUCGUCCGGCAGUGUGGACCUCAAACGGGCAUCCAGUCCCCCCCUAGCAGCUUACAGCCCGCAGAGUUCCUCUAUUCCCACGGCGUGCCUCGAACCCUUUCACCCCACCAGUACCACUCGGUCCACGGCGUGGGUAUGGUACCAGAGUGGAGCGAGAACAGCUAACGAGGCGGUUGA
This is a messenger RNA of Apaloderma vittatum (bar-tailed trogon), 814 nucleotides long. Its product is annotated as T-box transcription factor TBX5-like. NCBI's taxonomy places the organism in Eukaryota, Metazoa, Chordata, Aves, Trogoniformes, Trogonidae. The record is from RefSeq and is a predicted model, not a curated record.